CCUCACGUCUGGAGACCCGAAGCACAGGGAGCCCUCGGGCGAGGUUCACCGGAGCGGUGUGUGUCGGGCAGGCAGAGCCCGGGCCUGGAGCUCAUGACUUGCCUUCAGCUGAUCAGAUUGAAUUACUGAGUCGGUAUUCUAGGCUUGCUGACAAAUGGAUGACAACUACUCUAAAGAGUUUAAUGGCAGUGGUGAUAAUUUUGGAGAUGAACAUCUCAAAAAGAGAAAUUUGUCUGGUUCUGAUUCAUCAAAAGAGAUCAGGAAAGCUGUUGAACAGUGUCUGUUGUCAUCUUCAAGUACUCUUGAUGUCAGCAGAAAAAAUAUUAAGCAUCUUACUGAGGAAAUAUAUAGACUGCCCAGCAUAAAGUACUUUCAUCUGGAAGGAAAUGUCAUAUCAACGAUUCCCGAGGAUUUAUUUCAAAAGCUGCCAUAUCUUGUUUGGCUGGAUCUCCGGUAUAACAAGAUUAAAGCUCUUCCCCCUGGAAUCGGUUACCACAGGCAAUUGAAAACUCUGCUUUUAGAAAGGAAUCCUAUAAAAGAGCUACCUGCAGAGCUUGGAAACUUAACUUCGUUGACAGCCUUGAAUCUGAGACACUGUCCCCUUGAAUUUCCACCUAAAGAUGUCAUACAAAAGGGAUUAAAAUCCAUCCUGUGCUUUCUUCGGGAUUCUGGGAAUGGAAAACUACUCUGUAUGGAGCCAGCCACUUCAGUAGAAAUGCCACCUGUUGAAAAGCUAAACUUAAGUGAACUGUUGCAGUCCGGUUUGGAUUUGUCAGAGGAGUGGCCUAAUGAAGAGGAAAAGCUAAGAUUUCAGAAGCUGAAAGAAGAAAUUAUAAAAGAUGAAAAAGAAGAAUUUCUUGCUGACGAAUGUAUAGGUGGAAUCCAUGAUUUUACUGAAGCAGGGAAAAACCACAGAAAGAAAGAACAGCUCUACUCAGAGUCAGCUAGUCUUUGCAGCAAUAAAGAAAUGCUUCAGGAAUGGCGCAGCCAAGCGAAGUUGAUGAAAGAAAAAAAAGAAACGUUUAGAUUUUCACCUACAAAUGCCGCUAUGAUACCAAAAAGUGCAUCACAUGCUACUGAUAACAUCAGUUACUACACCAUGAAAGAGGGAGCUGAGAAACAGGACCGUACACCUGAAACAAUGGAAGAAAGGUUGCUGAGAGUAAAAGAUGAAACUACAAGAUCCCUCAGAGAAGAGAAACUGGAAUGGUGCGUCAAACAGCACAGGCAAAUGAUGAAAGCAAGAGGGGAAAAAUUAAAAGGAACAUCCCAAAUGGAAAUGAAGAAAGCAAAACAAGACAUUGAGACAGUUGAAGAUCUACAGACCAAGCUAGCAAAAACAAAACGACUCCCCCCUCUCCCGGAGUAUCAUCUCACAGCCUUCAUGGGGGAGUUUCCACCUGACUCACCAAGAAUGCAAACUCAUAAGAUCUUCUCCAGUAGCAAAUUCUGAUUGCCUGGAAUUGUUAAAGUCUGAAAUGUUUACUUCAUAAGAAUGAGAAUUAGAACAGCCUCCUCUUCUCGCUUAGUCUUCCCGACUGCAUUUGACAAUGUUAAACCUGUAAUGAUAAUCAAUCUGCUUUAACUGACUGUAAAAUUUGUCUCUUUUAGAAGGUUUGUGGUAGUGUUGUAAAGGGUUUUCUUCAGCUUCUCUGCACAUUUUUCUCAAGCAUGCUUCUAUAGUCUUACGAAAAUCUUAUGAAAAUAAAAUUCAAAAAUUGUCCCU
Molecule: messenger RNA, 1726 nt
Organism: Pygoscelis adeliae (Adelie penguin)
Lineage: Eukaryota; Metazoa; Chordata; Aves; Sphenisciformes; Spheniscidae
Gene: LRRC27
Product: leucine rich repeat containing 27
Exons: 10
Coding region: 155-1453 (432 amino acids)
Molecular function (GO): protein binding
Source: RefSeq, a predicted model, not a curated record